AUGAUUGCGAAUAACGACAUUUUUGCUGAAUUGAAUAAGCUAUAUGAUGAUGAUCAUAAAAAUUACGACCAUGUCAUAUUAUUUUGGCAGGCAUGUAAUGGCCAAAGAUAAGCCUAGAUUGUGAGGAGAGAUAUGUUUGAAUAGAGGAGAGACUCUUGCUUGGCAAUAAUACCUAUGCUUAUAUUAUUCUAGCCAAUAAGUCAUGAGGUUUUACUUCCAACAUUUACUCACCCUUAAAGGCUAUCAAGCAUUAUACUUAAGCCAGACUCUGCUGUUAAGAUACUAAGAAUUAAUUCUAAAUCUACUGAUAAGCAAAAUGCAGAAAAAGAAAAAAAUAUUGGUUUCGUAAAUUGCUCCUUCAAUUAUAAAGACUCUAGCCUCUGCGAAUUUUGUCCUAGAAAUUUACUCACUACAGCAAUUUAAACUCUUUAGAAGAGACAUAACCUAUAAGUUAAAAUAGGAUUUGAGAUAGAGUUUAAUGUUUUUGACAGUAUGGGAAAACCAAUAGAUCAAAAUACCAUUAUGAAUCUUGAUGCAACACUGAAAGAAGCAGAGAUCUUGAUGGAGAUCUCCAACGAACUUAAAUCUCAAGGAAUUAAGGUAUUAAACAUGCAUAAAGAAGCAGCAAGAGGGUAAUAUGAAAUAGUAUUAAACUAUGAUGAAGUCAUGAAAUCGAUAGACGACUAUCAUUUUGCCGUUCAGGUUAUUAAACAGCAUUUGCAGAGAGAUGGGAAAAUAGUCAGUUUACUCCCAAAGCUGUUUGAAGAUCAGUUUGGAAAUGGAUUACAUUUUCAUAUGAGCAUCUGGAAAAAUGGUGAAAAUAUACUUGGGAGUAGUAAAGGUAAUUACAAACUAAGUCAAGAAGGAGAAUCAUUUAUGGCAGGUAUUCUUUCCCAUUUAGGAGCAUUGACUCAUUUCCUAACACCGACUCCAAAUAGUCUAAACAGGAUCUAAGCUAAUUCAUGCGCAGGUUCUUACAAGAUAUGGGGCAUAGAAAAUAGAGAUGCAAGCAUCAGACUAAUUGAACCUGACUCAAGGGAAUGGAUUCCCACCCACUUUGAGUUAAAAACUAUGGAUCACACAGCUAACUAAUAUCUCGCUCUUGCUGCUGUUAUCGUUUCUGCCAUUGAUGGACUUGAUAAGUAGAUGCAACUCCCCUAGCCAGUGAAUGAAAUGCCUAAAAUGAUUUCUGAAAGUAAGUUGGUCGAAAUAUGCAUAGAAUAAUUGCCUUAAACAUAUGAAGAAAGAAAAAAGGCAUUACUAUCAGAGGAGGGAGAUAUUCUACAGGAAUUUUUCGGGAAGUAAAUGAUCGAGAAUAUAUUGAUCUACGCUGAUGAAGAUCAUAAGGCAUUAGAUGGUAAAUCUUUAGAAGAGUAGUUCAAGCUGUUGAAUCAUAGAUAUUGA
Molecule: messenger RNA, 1404 nt
Organism: Stylonychia lemnae
Lineage: Eukaryota; Ciliophora; Spirotrichea; Sporadotrichida; Oxytrichidae
Source: the annotation of a GenBank genome assembly